This is a messenger RNA of Umbelopsis ramanniana AG, 1242 nucleotides long. RefSeq lists its product as uncharacterized. NCBI's taxonomy places the organism in Eukaryota, Fungi, Mucoromycota, Umbelopsidomycetes, Umbelopsidales, Umbelopsidaceae. The coding region runs from base 67 to 960 and encodes 297 amino acids. The transcript has a single exon. The record is from RefSeq and is a predicted model, not a curated record.
AACCAAGCCAUCUCUUUUUUAAAGUUUCUUACUUCUUCUUUGACUUUCUCUUUCAAAUUUUUUUCCAUGCCAUCGUACUUUUUUAAAGAAGACACUACCCCUGCCACCCAGGAGGAUUCAACAGAUGAAUCUCAUACUCUUUUGAUCCAAGCACAGAGGGAAUUUAUCAAUCAUAGGUAUGAUAAAGCCGUACCUCUUCUGGAAAGGGCAGCUUCUUUUGGUUCUUUCAGAGCCGCCAUGAGCCUAGCUUCUGUCUCUAUGCGAGAAGAACAUAUGACAGUGUGCCAAAACUGCCACACUGCUGCCAAGUGGUACAUCCGAGCUUUGGAACUGCUGGCCAGCAAGAAUACCCAUCUACCUUGCACCCCUGAGAGCUUGGAGCUCGUAGAGCAAAUUGUCGAGCUCUUGUCAAACCAUAUGCUCACUAAUAUCACAUCAAAGGAGGGACGUACUUUAAGCAGUAUGCUGUGGUCCAUGUCAAAAGACUUUAAGCCCAGAGCUGCUAUGAAAUUGAAUGAGGCGGAAUUGGCGAAAUUAACGCCAUUAGAGCAAAACCAAGUUUUCUAUGCCCGCGCCUUGUGUAUUGUCAUCUAUAACUGCCGAGGUUUCCUAUACCAAGCCGAUCGAAAUGCAGAUAAGGCGAGACAUUACUAUAUCAAAUGUGUCAACGUUCCACCCACCGGCAUCCACUCCUGCGAUAUCGCUCAGCGCUCAGCGGAGAUGAGCUUGGGGUAUUUGGACCGCGACAACGGCUCAGCCUGCUCACCGCUCUUGGCGCCCUCAUCACCUACGUCCUCAAUACAUUCAUCACAUCAAUGUGCUGGCUGCAAUACCGAAAAGCUGAUGAUGCCAGUGUGCUCUCGCUGCAAAGUUCGCCGAUACUGUAGUAACAAGUGCAGGAUUGACCAUGCUGCCGAGCACGAGCAAGAAUGUUUAUCUGUGCAAGCAUCCCGUCAAUGAUUCCCGCUUACUACACCUAUCUAGUUAACCUUAUUGUAAAAUCCUCCCUUACCGUUGUCAUCGCCAUCGCUAUCCCCUUUCCAUUCAUUCAUGUCACUAGCUUGGUGUGGUUGACAAAACCCGCUCAAACUUUUUAUUUCAAGCAUUUUCAAUAUACUCGCAUCGGCAAACCGGCGUUGCCCCACUUAAAACAAACAACAACUAAAAUUGCCCCGUUAUGUGAAAGAGUGUGUGUGAUGUAUCCCCCAGAUUGGAUAAGACCAAGUUAACAUUGACCUUGCC